UUUUCCAUUUGUUUUUGGUCUUUGGAUGAUUAAGCUGCUUUGUUAUGAUAAAUAUUCUAAUUUUGUUGUUUUAAUAAUAACCAGAGUAUUUAAAUUACAUUAAGUAUAUCUUAGAUUUUAUAACAAUACAAUCAGGAUGCCUUCAGGGAUACCACAAAUUCCAAAUUUUAAUAUCAAGGUAAUAUUCUUAGUACACUUCUUAUUUAUUUCAAUAAGUUGUAUGGGAUCGUGGUCAGGCAACGGCUUUUUAUUCUAUAACUCGUUAUUAAUAUUUCUCCUGCUGUGGAGUAUAUUCCAUUCUGAAAGUCAAGAGCCCUUACAGUUGGCUAUUGUUAUUGAUGGAUUUUCAGUAAUGUUAGAUAUAAUAUUACUAAUUAUGAACUUCCCAACGCGUGAUGAUAUUCUCCAUUAUAGUGCAGGUAAUACAUUUUCAGCAGCAAUAGCAAUAAUACAUUUGCUAAUAAGACCAGUAUUAACCUACCUGUUAGUAAGGAAUCUCGAAGAUAGAGGAGGAAACACAGGAACUAUAUCAAAUAUGUUUGCUGCUAAUCGAACUGAAUCAUACGAAGAUAUAGAUAGACCAUCUCCUGCUUCACAAAAUACUGCACAAGAUGGGUAUACUUUUGCAUCAGCUCAGCCCAUUUAAUCUGUAUCUUUUUAUUUAGACUACCAAAUAACUAAUUUUCAUUUAUAUUAAUAAGAAUAUAAGUUUAAUUUCUUCAUUACAUUAUAUGAAUAGUAUAAAUAAUUUUACUCAAAUAGAA
Sitophilus oryzae (rice weevil) is the source of this 764-nucleotide messenger RNA. RefSeq lists its product as uncharacterized. The record is from RefSeq and is a predicted model, not a curated record. The transcript is spliced from 5 exons. Lineage: Eukaryota; Metazoa; Arthropoda; Insecta; Coleoptera; Curculionidae. Gene Ontology annotation, biological process: angiotensin-activated signaling pathway. The coding region runs from base 137 to 646 and encodes 169 amino acids. Gene Ontology annotation, cellular component: plasma membrane.